Molecule: messenger RNA, 1076 nt
Organism: Lolium perenne
Lineage: Eukaryota; Viridiplantae; Streptophyta; Magnoliopsida; Poales; Poaceae
Source: RefSeq, a predicted model, not a curated record
GAUUAUUCAAACUCCUAUAAUCAUAGUAGAUGGGAAAGAUACACUUUGUUGGAAACUAACCCCUACAGGAGUGUGCUCGGCAAAAAGUGCUUAUUACCAUUGCAGGACACACUUGGUGCUCCCAGUCAACCAACGACCAAAGGAAGUGCCGAUUCAAAUCAAAAAUCUUCUUUUACAGGUUUGGAAAUGCAAGAACAUGGUGCCAAGAGUUCAGACUUUCGCUUGGAGGCUAUUGAGAAGAGCACUUCCCACCGAAAAAAGGGCAGGAAAGCUCAUAAACCAUAUCAGGUGUUUGCUGCAACACAGGCUAUAUUACAGGAAACCAAACUAGAAGAUCAAGCUCAAAACAGACCGCUGCAAGAUUUGGUUCAAAAGCGAGAAGAACACAUACAAGCUUCCCCAAUCCAAGACCAAAUUAAUGCUACAGAGUCGGCUAUAUCUCGGAAUCAACUCAUGAACCUUCAGAUGUUACCUACUCCAGGAACAACUGUUGCUGAUCCGUGGAGCAUCCAAGGCACAAAGAUCUUCACAGAUGCGGCAUGGAUGCAACAUUGCAGCUCUCCGUCAUGUGCAGGGCUUGGAAUCUUCAUUCAGCUAGAAGGAGCUCACCAUUGUACUCGACUCCUCAUCUCAGCUAUUUCCCCACCAGCCACUUCAGCACUACAAGCAGAGACUUUUGGUCUGCUUCUAGCAGCCAACUUGGUGCACCAUCUUCAGCUCCAGAAUGUUACCUUCUUUACAGACUGUGCGAUUCUGGCAAAGGCAGCAGCGACUCGUAACAUAAUUGAAAACCCAGGGCAUUGGCAGAUUAGGCCACAACUUGCUACACUUUUCACUAGGUCUUCCUUCCAUGGAGGGAAAAUCUUUCACGUUCCCAGGUGUAUGAACUUCAAAGCUCAUUUCCAAGCAAAACUUGCUACUAGGAUUAAGGACAAGCCUUUCUCUAUCAGAUGCAUUUCUAGCACAGAAGAAAACACAACUUGCUCUUUCAGAGAUGUAAUAUUGGACUUCAGCGAUGCUUUGUGCACGCUUACCUCUGUAAAAUGUUGUUGAGCUUAAUGAAAAACCUAUAUGUU